AUGUCAUCCGUCCAUCUAUCGCACAUUCUCAGCGUUUCCGAACUUUUAGUACAACCAGUCCGACGGCGAGCCAGUCGGGUAAAAUGUGCGGUUCUGAUUCCAUCAUCGUGUGUCUACUUUCCGUGUGACUGUGUUGCAAUAAUUAAAAAAAUAGCAUACUGGGGAAGUGCGUCGCCGUUUGAUCCGAAAUUGUUUCGGUUUUUCGUUCCGUUUAGCUUUAUUUUAGGUUUUCCGAACAGCCCACCGGGCGGCACCAUGUUCCGCCACCACAUGACCCAGUACGGGUCCUGUGCCAGCGAGGUCCACAAAACUCUUUGCUACUUUUUCGCUGCCCUGAACAUCUUCCUGGCGUUGGAUAUGCUCGCCGACUUCAGCGCGGUCUGGUUCGAUGCGUUGGAUGAUUCCGGCGACCGAUACAACGACGCCAUAUCCGUUCAAUCCUACAAAAUGCUCAUGUGCCUUGUGAUCGCCGGACCGGCGAUCGCCAACAUUUGCCUAGCUGUCAUGUUGAUCGUCGGUGUGUACAAGCGCCGCCCCACCUACAUUCGGGUGUUCAGAAUGUUCAUCAUGGCACAGGUGAUCGUAAUCUGUUUCCUGGCCUUGUUCUCCUAUACGAUCGUGCUGGAGCACAGGGGAAGCCAUACAAUAAUGUUAUUUGUUUUGGUUAUUUCCAUUGCUUUAUUUGGAGCGGAAGCAUGGAUUGCUGGAGACUAUCACAAAUUGCUAUUGGAUGAAAUGCAAUUGGAAGACUCAGAUAGUGUUGGAAUUGCUUGAAUCUACGUAUUUCCAUGUGAAAUGACAACUGAACCAAAUGUGCCUAACGAUAGUUAGUCCAAUGUGACUAAUAAUAUUAAAUUCGGAGUGAAAACACUAAACCAAUGUACCUAUAUUGCCAUGUUCAGUAUACUUAUCGAAGAUUGUAAAAUAUAGCUAGACCUCCUGAAA
Molecule: messenger RNA, 945 nt
Organism: Armigeres subalbatus
Lineage: Eukaryota; Metazoa; Arthropoda; Insecta; Diptera; Culicidae
Exons: 5
Coding region: 1-774 (257 amino acids)
Source: RefSeq, a predicted model, not a curated record